AUAAAGAAAAUGGCUUGCUCCGAGACCCGUCAGCGGGGUUAGCUCUCUCUCCCCUCUUCGUCUUGACAAUUCGAAACUGCCGGGGAGGAGCUUGAGGGGCACCAAAAGCACAUUACAUUACCGUUGAUGCAGCAAUCGCAUCAUACAUGCAGUAAUUCAUAGGCAUCGUAUAUUUAUAUUCCAGACUCCAAUAUUCGUAUCACACAGUGGCAUUUAGACUAAUCGCAAAAAUGGCCUUCGAGACCAAAGCCACCAUCGCCAAUUUCGGCGGCAAGCUGCUCAAGCUGCAACACCAGUCCUCCAGCACAGGCACCCCUAUGGACGUGAACCUAUUCCUACCUCCCGCCGCAGUCUCCGGGUCUAAGGUUCCCGUGCUCAUCUACCUAUCCGGUCUAACUUGUACGCCUCAAAACUGCACCGAGAAGGGCUUCUUCCAAGCGCACGCCGCGCGCAAGGGCAUCGCCCUGGUAUGGCCCGACACCUCGCCCCGCGGCGCAAACCUACCCGGCGAGACCGAGAGCUGGGACUUCGGCGCGGGCGCGGGGUUCUACGUGGACGCGACCCAAGCGCCCUGGAGCGCGCACUACCGCAUGGAAUCGUACAUAUCGUCGGAGCUGCCGGCCGCGCUCUUCGCCGCGUUCCCCGAAUCUCUCGAUUCCGAGCGCGUCAGCAUCACGGGCCACAGCAUGGGCGGGCACGGCGCGCUGACGCUGUUCCUCAAGAACCCCGGCAAGUACCGCAGCGUAAGCGCGUUUGCGCCCAUCGCGAACCCGUCCCUGUGCCCCUGGGGCGAGAAGGCGUUUUCCGGAUACCUGGGCGCGGACCGCGAGGCGUGGAAGAAGCACGAUGCUACGGAGCUGGUGAGGGGGUGGGCGGGGAAGGAUAUCAAGGCGUUGGUUGAUGUGGGGACGGGGGAUAACUUUUAUAAGCAGGGGCAGUUGUUGCCGGAGAACUUUGAGAAGGCGGUUAAGGAGGCGGGGGUUAAGGGGUUGGAGUUGAGGUACCAGCCGGACUACGAUCACUCGUACUUCUUCAUGUCGACGUUCGCCGGGGAUCAUGUCGAGCAUGCUGCGAAGUACCUACUCUCGUAAGAGCAUUUGUCCUUGGACGGCCGCAACACUCAGAAUCCGAUGGUAGAUUGUGUAUGCUUCUCUAAUUUUGGACUUACCGGGUUGGGGCGAUGUAAAAGGAACAGAGACUCUAGUAAUAGUGGUAACGGAGAAGGCAAUAACAAGAAUCUAAGUUAAGCAAAGAUGAAAUUCACCUGUCAUGAGAGCAAUGAGAACUCGUAAAAAUUCGGAAUAUAUAAUAUAUACCCUCAAUAUCGACUCGCUUAAAGAAUUCAAAAAUAAUUCUUUGUUCAGAUUACUUGGUAUAUAUUGACAUUUGAAGCCGCGGAUAUCUUCAGGCAAGAAAAAAGACAACAAUUCGCUCCGAGUGCAUCGCUAGGUCUGAACCACUUUAAUCUUCUGCUU
This is a messenger RNA of Daldinia loculata, 1475 nucleotides long. Its product is annotated as putative esterase. Lineage: Eukaryota; Fungi; Ascomycota; Sordariomycetes; Xylariales; Hypoxylaceae. Gene Ontology annotation, cellular component: cytosol. Gene Ontology annotation, biological process: formaldehyde catabolic process. The record is from RefSeq and is a predicted model, not a curated record. Gene Ontology annotation, molecular function: S-formylglutathione hydrolase activity. The transcript is spliced from 3 exons. Bases 231 to 1091 code for a protein of 286 amino acids.